This is a messenger RNA of Antrostomus carolinensis (chuck-will's-widow), 798 nucleotides long. Its product is annotated as killer cell lectin-like receptor subfamily F member 1. The transcript has 7 exons. NCBI's taxonomy places the organism in Eukaryota, Metazoa, Chordata, Aves, Caprimulgiformes, Caprimulgidae. Bases 1 to 798 code for a protein of 265 amino acids. The record is from RefSeq and is a predicted model, not a curated record.
AUGGCAGGUGAUAUCACAUAUGUGGACGUGGCAAUGCUACCCAGGGAAAGACCGCACGUUCCUUCUCGGACAUCAGUUCCAGGAAACACCAUCACAUAUGCCGAGCUGCGUGUGAAGCCGAAACCCAAAGGGAGCAGCAGAUCAGAGACUUCCGCUUCUGGCUGCCGACACGGGUGCUCAGCCUGGUUCUACUUGGCACUGGUCCUGGGGGUCCUUGUGCUCAUCCUCCUGGGUGUCAUAGCUGUGCUAGCCAAGCAAUUUUUGAAGGGCAGAGCAGGAAAAUUGGAAGUUUUGUCCCAGUAUGGUCUAAAUAGCACUGGCAAUUACAUUUCUUCAGAGAAAACUGUCUCAGUGGUGUUCCUGAAAUGGCUCAUGGAGGAACUGUGUGAAGAUGGACAGGGAAGAAUGUGUGAACUGUGUCCUCCAGGGUGGCAACUUCACAGGGGGAGAUGUUACUACUUCUCCGAAGAGGCUGUAAGCUGGGAUGACAGCCAGAAGAACUGUGUGGCCAGGAAAUCACAGCUUCUUGUCAUUGAAGAUGAAAUUGAGAUGGAAUUCAUAGACAAUAAAGAGAAAGAUACCAAAUAUAUCUGGAUUGGGUUGAAGAUUCAAGACAUGAAAAAAAAAUGGAGUUCCAUUGAAGAUCGUGGAGUAAAAGAAGACAGGAUGGAUACAAAUAGAAUAGAGACUGACAAGAACUGUGCUGUUUACAGAAGGAAAAACAUGAUCCAAGCAGAUAACUGCCAGACUCUAAAGAAGUGGAUCUGUAAGAAGAAUGCAACUUUGUUGAUGCUCUGA